Molecule: messenger RNA, 1084 nt
Organism: Labrus bergylta (ballan wrasse)
Lineage: Eukaryota; Metazoa; Chordata; Actinopteri; Labriformes; Labridae
Source: RefSeq, a predicted model, not a curated record
ACGUGCGUGUGCUCUAACCGCUUCCUGGUGCAGAGCGGUAUCCACGACCGCUUCAUGGAGAAGCUCGGUCAGACGAUGGACGCCGAGCUCCGUCUGGGACACGGCUCGGAGCCCGGCACCACGCAGGGGCCGCUCAUCAACCCCCGAGCUGCAGAGAAGGUUACUCAUCAGAUAUCAGACGCCGUGUCCAAGGGGGCGAAGGUAUUGAAGGGCGGCAAGCGUCUGGAAGGUUCCUACAUGGAGCCGACCCUGCUGGCCGACGUCACCACAGACAUGCUGUGUACCAGAGAGGAGACGUUCGGCCCGCUGCUGCCCGUCAUCAGGUUUGACAAAGAGGAGGAGGCUCUGGCUAUCGCUAACGCUUGUAAUGUUGGGCUGGCAGGUUACCUGUACUCGCAGGAUGUGAGUCAGAUGUGGCGCGUGGCCGAGGCGUUGGAGGUGGGGAUAGUGGGCGUCAACGAGGGUCUCCUGUCCACCCCAGAGGCCACGUUCGGCGGGGUCAAACAGUCCGGUUUGGGUCGCGAAGGCUCCAAGUACGGCAUUGACGAGUACCUGGAGGUGAAGUACAUGUGCUUCGGAGGACUGAAACCCUGAGAGAGGACGCAGCCCCACCGGUGGUACCACACUCCUAAACCCCCCUCCUAAACUCAUAAUCAUGCAGUAAUCAUUAGAGGAGCUCAGGCUGAAGUUGUUUUAAUUCUGUGGUCUCCUCAAUCAAUAUAAUAUAAUAAAACUGCAGACUUAGUUUGAGGCCAUGCAGGAAACUAGUCAAGUAACAUUUAAAAAAAACCCAGCAAAAUAUGAAAUAUCGUGCCAUCUGCAUUUCUCUUCAGCUGCCAGGAGGGGGCAGUCUCUGGUGAGACAGGGUCCUCUUCAUUGCUCCUCUGCUGCCUUUUUUAUUAUCACAUGUUCAUAUGCAGAAUCAGGCAAUAAUGAUGUGUUUGCCUUUGUUCAAAUCUUUAAAGGUCGCAUGUUCUUUAAAAUUGGAGAUUUUCCCUUUAUGACAUCACAAAGGGCAGUAGCCCCUCCCCCAGGUGGGUGACACUCCCACAGCUAGGUGUUUGUUCUGCCCUCUGAGUCUGCC